Protopolystoma xenopodis is the source of this 357-nucleotide messenger RNA. The record is from the annotation of a GenBank genome assembly. Lineage: Eukaryota; Metazoa; Platyhelminthes; Monogenea; Polystomatidea; Polystomatidae.
AUGCCAAAUGUGAUGCUAAGAAUGAGAAGGCUCACUGCUGAUGCAGACUAUGAUGUCAGCGAAAUGUCUGGGAAUGUAGCAAGUUCAUGGUCGGACUAUGAAAAAUAUCAUGCAUACUAUGAACUCCGAACAAAGCGCAUUCAUCUAGGUCUUCCUGACAAUAUGACCAAGUUGCAAAAACAAGGUGUAUUCUUAUUCUGCUGGGCUCCUUUUUUUUCGGUGAAUAUAAUCCAAGCAUUUUGUAUUCGCUUUCCUGGAGAAAUAACUGCGAAUUCUGCCACACAAGUUGAGGGGUUUUGCAAUAUUUCUCCAACAGCCAUUAGUCUUUGUGUUUGGCUUGGCUACAAAAUCUUUUAA